CGCUUAGUGAGGAUAGCGCCCGCCAAUCAAUGAAGCCCGGGCUCGCUUUCUCAGGGGACUCCCGUGUGCACCGAUCAACCCCAUAUUAUUUUGACUGGACGUAGAGAGGACACAUUGGUCUUGAUCAGUGCAGCAAUUCUCUUGAUCUGCCCAGAGCAGAACAUCUAUAGAACUGCUGCUUGCGAAGAUGGCUCGAUCUUCGCGGCGGGCGUCCGUGUGGACAAUUUCCUGUCUGUCGUUCUUGUUUUUGAUACUGUUCGUUUCUCCCGCAGUCACGGUCAAACACCAUGAUUUCAAACGUUGCGAGCAGUCUGGCUUCUGCAAGCGGAACCGAGCACUUGCAGAUUCUAUGACAGAGCAAGGCAGUCCUGACUCAUCUCCCUACCAGCUGGAUGCGGCAUCGAUCAAGUUCAAGGACGGCCGAUUAGAGGGAUCCAUAAUCAAGACUGUCCAAGAGACUGGGCCAAUCAAGCUGCCAUUGACGAUUGUGUUCCUCGACCGUGGUAAUGUCCGGGUAACGAUUGACGAGGAAAAGAGGAGGAAGGGUGAAAUCGAGCUUCGCCAUGGCAGCAUUGCUCGUAAGGAGAGAUACAAUGAAGCGGGAGCAUGGGCCUUGACCGGAGCUGGACUCCAGGCUCAGAAGACUGCCUCCAUUAAAAAGGUUUCGAAAGAUCUGACCGAGGUGUCAUGGGGACGCAAUCACGAGUUCAAGGCACUCAUGCACCAUGCCCCUUUUGGGGUGGAAUUCUGGUCUGGUGAAGACAAGCAGGUCGUUUUCAACAGCCGCGGACUCAUGAAUAUGGAGCAUUGGCGACCCAAAGUCGAGAGACCGGCUGCCGAUACGAACGACUCCCAAGAACAAACUGUUAACCCUCCUGAAGACGAGAGCACUUGGUGGGAAGAGACUUUCGGCGGCAACACAGACUCAAAACCUAAGGGUCCCGAGAGUGUUGCUUUGGACAUUGCUUUUCCUGGUUAUGGCCAUGUGUAUGGCCUUGCAGAGCAUGCUGGACCACUGUCUCUGAAACAAACACGUGGCGGAGAUGGCAAUUACGAUCAGCCCUAUCGAAUGUACAACAGCGACAUUUUCGAGUACGAGCUUGACAGUCCGAUGACUCUCUAUGGAUCCAUCCCCUUCAUGCAAGCACACAAGAAGGACUCUACAGUGGGAGUCUUCUGGCUCAAUGCUGCCGAAACUUGGGUAGACAUCGUCAAGUCGACGCAUGGUGCCAACCCCUACACCCUUGGUCUUAGUGGAGGCACUGUCGACACCCAUACCCACUGGAUGUCAGAGAGUGGCCUGCUCGACGUUUUCGUCAUGCUGGGACAAUCUCCCGAAGGGCUGGCAAAGUCUUAUGGUGAGUUGACUGGCUACACUCAACUGCCAGCAGCCUUCUCAAUUGGCUAUCACCAGUGCAGGUGGAACUAUGUCAGCGACGAGGACGUGAAAGACGUCGAUCGGAAGUUCGAUAAGUUCAACAUUCCGUACGAUGUUAUCUGGCUCGACAUCGAGUAUACCGACGACAAGCAAUACUUCACCUGGGAUCCCCUUAACUUUCCCGACCCGAUAUCGAUGGAAAAGCAAUUGGAUGAGAGCGAGCGGAAGCUUGUGGCCAUCAUUGAUCCUCACAUCAAGAACAAGGGAGGAUAUUUCGUCGUCGAUGAGAUGAAGAGCAAGGACUUGGCUGUCAAGAACAAGGAGAACAAUAUUUUCGAGGGUUGGUGCUGGCCUGGAAGCUCAUACUGGCUCGACGCAUUCAAUCCUGCUGCAAGAGCCUGGUGGAAGAGCUUGUUCACUUAUGACAGGUUCAAAGGGACAAUGCACAACGUCUGGCUCUGGAACGAUAUGAACGAACCGUCCGUGUUCAAUGGCCCUGAGAUUACAAUGCCUCGAGACAACCUUCAUCACGGCAAAUGGGAACAUCGUGAUGUUCACAACAUCAAUGGCAUGACCUUUCACAAUGCCACGUAUCACGCAUUGCUGGAGCGUAAAAAGGGUGAAGUCCGCCGCCCAUUCGUGCUUACGCGAUCGUUCUACGCUGGCUCGCAGAGGACCGCUGCCAUGUGGACAGGUGACAACCAGGCUAACUGGGAACACCUGGUUGCUUCGAUUCCCAUGAUCUUGAACCAAGGCGUCAGUGGCUUUCCCUUUGCGGGAGCAGACGUGGGUGGAUUCUUCGGCAAUCCAAGCAAAGAGCUCCAGACUCGAUGGUACCAAGCGGGUAUAUUUUACCCCUUCUUCCGUGGGCAUGCGCAUAUCGACACACGCAGGCGCGAGCCAUACAUGUUAGGAGAGCCGUACACUAGCAUCAUGACCAAAGCUCUGCGAUUGCGCUACAUGUUACUGCCUGCGUGGUAUACCGCUUUCCAUGAAGCUUCGACAGACGGUUACCCGAUCAUCCGAUCCCAGUACUAUGUACAUCCUGAGGACGAGAAAGGUUUUGAGCUCGAUGAUCAGUUUUAUUUGGGAUCAACCGGGCUGUUGGCAAAACCUGUGACCGUCGAAGGUGCAGAAAGCGUUGAUAUCUAUCUUUCUGACAACGAAAACUACUAUGAUUAUUUCGACUACACGAUAUACAACGGAGGCUCAAAGACCUACAAAGUCGUUGCGCCCCUUGACAAAAUCCCUCUCUUGAUGCAAGGAGGACAUAUUUUCCCCCGAAAGGACCGACCGAGGAAGAGCUCCGGAUUGAUGAAAUGGGAUCCAUACACCCUCAUUGUGGUACUCAACCAAAAUGGGGAGGCAGAGGGAACGCUGUACGCCGAUGACGGCGAAACCUUCGACUAUGAACAAGGCGCUUUCAUUCACCGCAGGUUUGGCCUAGAGAAUGGAGAGUUGAAGAGCACCAACUUGGCCGCCAAAGGCGCAAAGACUGCAAGCUAUCUCAAGACGAUGAAAGAUGUCAAAGUCGAGAAGAUCAUAGUGGUGGGUGCACCGACGGAGUGGUCUAGACUGGACGAGGUGUCCGUCACAGCCGAAGGACCCAGAGGUACAACUCCAGCAGAGUUGAUCUACCAUGGUGCGGCAGGAGGAAAAGCUGCUUGGGCUGUCAUCAGAGGACCUGGUACAAGCAUUGGUGAGGAUUGGACUAUCUCGUUCUCGCCGGGACAAAACCACAAAACGGAAUUGUAGCAUUGGGAACUGUACAACAAAAGGGAAUCACCAUGUAGAGAAAAUCAAUGAGAGUGACGAGUCUAUGAUUGCAGAGCCCAUCGAUUCCAAGACUUUGACUUACAGCAGGUAGGUAUAAAACAC
Exophiala viscosa is the source of this 3256-nucleotide messenger RNA. RefSeq names its product alpha 1,3-glucosidase. Gene Ontology annotation, cellular component: glucosidase II complex. Lineage: Eukaryota; Fungi; Ascomycota; Eurotiomycetes; Chaetothyriales; Herpotrichiellaceae. The record is from RefSeq and is a predicted model, not a curated record. Gene Ontology annotation, molecular function: carbohydrate binding; alpha-glucosidase activity. Bases 188 to 3133 code for a protein of 981 amino acids. Gene Ontology annotation, biological process: carbohydrate metabolic process; N-glycan processing. The transcript has 2 exons.